Messenger RNA from Aricia agestis (brown argus), 784 nucleotides. RefSeq lists its product as uncharacterized. Gene Ontology annotation, molecular function: sequence-specific DNA binding. Bases 134 to 784 code for a protein of 216 amino acids. Lineage: Eukaryota; Metazoa; Arthropoda; Insecta; Lepidoptera; Lycaenidae. The record is from RefSeq and is a predicted model, not a curated record. The transcript is spliced from 3 exons.
GUAAUGACGUAACCACGCAGAUAAUGGCACCGAAUGACAGGACCCAAUCUGUCAGUUUGGGGCAAAUUACUCAAUGCUUUGGGGCCGUGAGUCGUGACCUAUUUUUCUUAUAAAUUGUUUAAAUUAUUAGAAAAUGCCUAGCAGUUGUGUAAUGAAAGGCUGUAGAAAUUACGAUAAAAAGUUUAAAAAGGAACACGGGGUAACUUAUCAUCGAUUUCCUGUUGACCCAACUCGCAGAGAGAUUUGGUGCCGUAUUCUCAGGAAACAACGACAAGAAGCUUAUUUCAAACCUGCUCUAAACACACGAAUAUGUUCAGCUCAUUUCGGGCUCGAAGAUUUUACUAUUUCAGAACGUGGUCAAAGAAGAUUAAAGGACACUGCAGUGCCCCGAUGUCAAAUAGAAAUUGAGAUACCUGGCAAUGGUUGUGCUUCUCCGUGUCCGGAAUCACAGAAGGUACAGACGGACUUCCCUAAAUCAGAUGAUCCACUCUUCGUAGACAUCAGUGAUCUCAAUCCAAUAUUCGAUUCUCCUAUAACUUUGCACUUGAAAAAGAAAAUUGAUAAGCUACAAAAAAUUUUAAAAUUACGAACUUUAAAAAUAAAAUCUCUCCAGAAACAAAAUAAAAGAUUAAAAUUAAAGAACAAAGUGUUACAAGAUACAAAUAAAGCCUUGAAGCAAGAAAGGCUUAUUAUGUUGGAAAUGGAGUCUGCGAUAGAAACAAAGGUAGAAAAAAUGGAACCAAACGAAAGUUGUAGCUCUAACAUACAUAAUCUAACAUCAUAA